GUUGUGGUUGAGAACUCCGCAAAACUGCUUUCGAAUUCGUGUUUUGAAAGCACUAAAGUUAUCUCAUUACCUCCUUGUUCGUAUCAGAAAGUCUGGGGUUCAGUCGAGUUCAGAUAUUUCCUCGAGCUUGUUUACAACUUCCUUAUAUCCAUACACAACUGCACUAACUCUUGGGUCGACGGGAUUUACUACCGUUGUCAGAUAGCCAGCCUUUCAACGUCAUUAUUCAUAUAAAGGCAACACUCGAAUAGUAAACGGCAGAUAUAUUGAACUUGGUAGCCUAUACAAACAUUCAAUAUGAUACCAGAAAAUCCCCUGCCAUUCAAUGGCAACUUCUCCUCGCCAGAGGAAUAUAUCGAUGAGCUUCUUAAAUUCGUGCGAACGUCUGAGACUUUUCAGAUUCUCUGCGGCGGGGUCCAUAUCCUCGACUUUUUCACCAUCGAGCCUGGUCUCUUUCAUUAUGCCAUUCCCAAAGAAUGGCACGCAUUCAUCCUCUCAAGGAGUCUCAUGGAGUUUCUUGACCUUCUCAUGCGGGAUGAUUUAGACAAUCUAAAGCUGGAAGGAGAGCAGCCGCCAGCGAGCCUCAUAGAUUACAUUCGAGCAGUCCGUAGUCUUUCUCUUGGCCGAUCAUUUACGCCCCCUUCAGAGAAAUUGCCGGUCCUGCCACGGUCGGUAGCUGUGGGCAUGAACGUCAAAAAGACUCACGAAGUCACCAACUUCGCGGACUACCUGGCCCGACUAUCAAAAGACAUCAGUUCGCAGUGCGGCUAUGAGAUAUCUCACUACGUGGACUUCGGUAGCGGCCAAAACUAUCUGGGCCGGGCCAUGGCAAGCGAGCCUUAUAACAGGCAUGUUGUAGCUGUCGAGGGACGAGAGAACAACGUCACGGCAGCGAGAGGUCUAGACGUGUCUUCUGGAUUAGCCGUUAAGCCAAAGGUCAUGAGGAACAAGAAGCUAUGGACGAAGAUUUUAGAAGCGCGGGGGCCUGAUGGCCAAGAGGACCCAGAGGCCUUGGCCAAGGCUAUUCGCGAGGUUGCAGGAGAUGAAGCUUUUGAGUUUAGACCUGUCAAAGAACUCGAAGCCGAAUAUACCGUGGAAAAAGGUAAGGGGUCUGUUCAGUACAUCUCAGGUCGACUGGAAACUGGCGACCUGGCCGACGUCAUUGCCCAAAUCAACCCUGGGAGUCAAACUGAAGACGAGAAGAAGGGCCUAAGCCUGAUGGCUAUGUCAAUCCAUUCUUGCGGAAAUCUGUCACACUUUGGAAUCCGCUCUCUGGUCCUCAACCCGGACAUUCGAGCCGUGGCCAUCGUUGGGUGUUGUUACAACCUGAUGACCGAGAAACUCGGUCCUCCAACAUACAAGCACGCUUUCUUGAGGCCGACUCUCCAAGCUGUCAACGGUCGGCUCGUUCGGGAAUCAGAAAAGCAUGACCCACAGGGAUUCCCGAUGAGCCAGAAGUUUUCUGCAUAUCAGGGAGAUGGCGUGCGAUUGAACAUCACAGCCCGCAUGAUGGCUUGCCAAGCACCGCAGAAUUGGACCGAGAAGGAGAGUGCUGGAUUCUUCUCUCGACAUUUCUACCGAGCAGUCUUGCAAAAGAUGUUCCUUGAUCGAGGCGUGGUGAAGAAAGUGCGGCAUACAGGUAGCCAAGGAGAAUCACAGGCGGAUACUGCAGCCUCAACCCAGGAUGACAGUGAGAGCCCCUUCGACAUCAGCACCAAUCCAGUCAUCAUUGGAUCACUCAGGAAAAGUUGCUAUGGGUCGUUCAAGUCCUAUGUCCGCGGCGCGGUGGAGAAGCUCACGACAAACAACGAGUACAAACAGUAUGCAGACGUGAUGCAGGAGAAAAUGGGCGACAUCUCAGACGAGGAGAUCGAGAGGUACGAGGCAUUGUAUAUGCCUCGGAAAAAGGAGCUAUGUGCUGUCUGGAGCCUCAUGGCAUUCAGUGCGAUGGCAGUCGAAUCCCUUAUUGUAUCAGACCGGUGGACAUUUCUGAAAGAACACGACGAUCUCGUCCGUCACGCGUGGGUCGAGACGGUGUUUGACUAUGAACAAAGUCCGAGAAACCUGGUUGUUGUUGGAGUUAAGCGAUGAUUAAACUUUUGGCUAGGUCGUAAUCGGAAUGAAAUGAGUUGUCUCAAAUGAUGAUACCCGAUCCUAACCGCAUCUCUGGACGAGGCCCUCUCUACUACGUACAGAUUGUGUCCAUGAUGAGGAGAGAUGCAAUCGGCUCCUUGUUGCUAGGCAACGAAAAGAAUAUGUUUGUGUGAGAGGAACUGGGUUUGGUAAUUCGUCGGUUGUGGUUAUUGGUGGUGCUAGGCAAUAUCGGGGCGUGGCUGGCUCUCCUAAAUGAGCGAUGUCAUGCAUGAACCCCCUCCGCUUUCUCUCGACACUUCAGGAGUGACAUUCUCAAGCGGACGACAGGACAGGAAGUUCUUAGGUCGAUCAGCGGCACAGAACAAUA
Fusarium oxysporum Fo47 is the source of this 2461-nucleotide messenger RNA. RefSeq names its product methyltransferase domain-containing protein. NCBI's taxonomy places the organism in Eukaryota, Fungi, Ascomycota, Sordariomycetes, Hypocreales, Nectriaceae. The transcript has 2 exons. The coding region runs from base 298 to 2091 and encodes 597 amino acids. The record is from RefSeq and is a predicted model, not a curated record.